Molecule: messenger RNA, 2160 nt
Organism: Volvox carteri f. nagariensis
Lineage: Eukaryota; Viridiplantae; Chlorophyta; Chlorophyceae; Chlamydomonadales; Volvocaceae
Exons: 18
Coding region: 127-2160 (677 amino acids)
Source: RefSeq, a predicted model, not a curated record
UGCCUUGCAAACCUUAAUGCGAUUCCUGUCCAACUGCGUAAUCUACCUGUCUGCAACUGCGCAGACCAGGCAUGGAAAGUUAUAACCCAUCUUCAAAGCAUAAAGUGGGAAGUAAUAGAACUUAAAAUGAUAUUUAGGAAUUGCUUAACCUUAUUUGUUGCCUUAACGCAACUACUACUCGCAACCGCAAACCGUGUGUGCGAAAGCAGUGGAUUUUGUUCAAACGGCAAAGUUAGAGGCUAUAUAGGGCCACUUGAUACCGCUGAGCAGUUGCAGGAUGCACUGGAGGCAACUCAUUUUAGAAAAGAGGUCAUCGUCUUUGGGGAGACCCGACUACCAGAUGCCGCACAAGCCUUAGCGCGGUUUAGGGAUGCUGGAUAUAGUCAUGUUAUACCAGUUUUGGAAGAGGUCGUUCAGUGCCACCAUCUAAAGGGACUAUUUUAUCCUUGGCCACCUGAUGAAGGCCCCAUCAGUUGUGGAACAUAUGCCACCAGUGAUGCCAGUGGCCAGGAGUACAUCACAAAAUUUAAAUACCUCGCCCGAUUGGUUGGAUACUCCGCCUGGUGGCGCAAAUGGUUCACCGUUGGUCGAGCCGUCGCACUGGGCUACAAUGUGAUGGCUGUCGACACGGAUGUGCUUGUGCUUGACGACUGGUACUGGCGGGUGAAGCAGCCGCCACUUAGUGACUUCAACAUGCUCACACAGAACGAGUGGGGAAUCAGCUUCAACGGCGGCUUUAGCUACAUCCAGAACGCAGCUUCCUCGGGGCCAAUCGCCUGGCUGCUGUUCGAGGCGCUGCAUAGAGCGGUUCGAUGGGCCGAGGACGACUCCGCCAUCCAAGCCGUCUCCUCCGUUUACAAAUCUCAUCGGCAUAUGGGUCUCAACGACCAAGGUAUACUGCAGGAGUGCCUCCACAGCGCGGUGGCGGGACACCCCAUUUUCCCCUCUGUGAUGGCGUUUUACGCAAACGACGAGGCGGCCUAUCGCCGCCUGGGCAUCACCAAUCCGGAGAUGUUUCGAGCUAUGCACGACCCGGUGAUGGAGGCUUGGGAGAUGGGGAAGAAAUACUCCGUGGCGGGGGAGCUUGGCGAGCUGGUUUGCGAGCGGUUCAUGAACGCGAGUUGCCCCACUUUUGAGAGGAGUCUGGUGCAGAUAUCCACCGCCAUGCUGAGGAUGCCCCACAGCGGUGUGAAGCUGUGGCCGGAUCCCGAGGACCCCAACACGGAGGAGGCGGCGAGGGCGACCAAGUCCGAGAUGUUUGGCUACCUCGCGAGCCGGCGAGUGCCAUACUACCCCCUGGUGGGGAUUGGCCACAUCUGGGCUAAUCUGUUCCCUGGCGAGUACCAGAAGGAGAUAAUCCUCAUGCACACUGGCUGGUACAAUUGGCGGAUAGCGGCCAGGUUGGCUAAGAGCCGGCAGCGAGUUUACAUCGCCAACCAGCCUUGUUCCCUGAGCCACAUGCACGUCCCCGUGCCGGAGGUCCGCACCGUGAUUGCAUACCAGCCAGGAGUCAUACAUGCAGGACUUAGCAAGGAGCAGUACGUGGCGGCUGUACAGGGGCUGGCGCAGGUGGCGGUGGCGUUGGGGGCCAUUGCGGCGUGGCCCGCUGCGCCCUGCGAUAGCGAGUGGGCGCUCACGGAGGUGGCACGCAAGGAGGGCCGCCGUGUGACGGAGCACACCGUACCAUGGUCGUACCUGGAUACGUCCUACACCGUGCAACCAUUCGGUAACAGCCUGGAGGAGCUGAAGUGCGAGUGGGCGGGCUUUUCGCACUACGACUGUCUCUGCAGCUCUUCUCCUGAACGAAUGGAUACGGGUCGCGGCAUGUUGGCAGUGGAGUUCCAUCACCUGCUGGCAACCAGCAACGCUCCGCACAAUACGGAAACGACACUGAAGUUAGGGGAUGGUGUCCCUGCCGCACCGCUGUCAGCUGGCAACACCGUGCCCCAUGCCGUGCGGCACGCGGACCUGGUCUCCUUGAACGCGGAGUCCUUGCUGCUACGGCCCCAGAGGGAGCACAUGCCCAUCUUCUGGCUGGAUCGUCUGGUGGAAGUGCCGGACCUGGGGGGGGAGGCGGCGCGGGUGUUUACCAGUUGGCGCCAGAGGUGCCUGGCGCUGCGCUACCUGGACCUGCCAGAGGACCAGCGGGGGAGAGUAUAG